Molecule: messenger RNA, 4929 nt
Organism: Seminavis robusta
Lineage: Eukaryota; Bacillariophyta; Bacillariophyceae; Naviculales; Naviculaceae
Source: the annotation of a GenBank genome assembly
CGAAGAUAAAACAGAAAAAGUAACCUUGGCCUUCGCGCCUUCUGCCUUCUUCAGCAUCCACAUGGCAACACAUCCAUGAAGAAGCACCAGCAUUGGGAUAGAUUACUGUUGACGAGACCUGCUGUGCUAUACCGCACUGAACUGAAUAAGCCAUACAAUGCCAUCGGAUCCUCCUGCUGACCCCCCAAGUAGUAGUGCCGAGCCCGACGAUUUUGCUGCACCACCCCAGCAACGACAGAGUGGUCUCGAUCCCGACGUGCAAGAAGCUCGCGCCUUGGCUCGAACAUGGGAUGAACAAGACAAGCAAGCCAAGCAACAAGAACGACAGCGUCGGUCUAGUAGUAGUAAAGACACUGUUGCUGCCGUCAAGACUACGACGAGCCGCGAACGACAGCCCUUUCCUCAUGAAAAAUUUGGUCGCACUUCGGCUCCUCCCACGGCCGUGGUCGAGGAUGUUGUGCCCCAAGAAGAAGAUGAAGAAGACCAACACACCAAUGUAGGCCCGUCUUCUUCUUUUUCCUCUGGGAAUGCUCGUCAGAUUGGAGCUACAGCAGCAGCAGCAGCCGUUGGCCAUGCGAGCAGCUACGACGAGGAAAAGCAAGAAGAAGAAGACAUAGUGGAACCGCAAGAGGAGCAUUUGAUCGAGGCCAGUUUGGUAUCGGCUCCAGGAUCCGUCCAGCAAGCAGUGGUCGUGGGCGAUCUUGCCACACACGUUUCUUCACUGGAUGGAGUCAAUUCCUCCCAACAGCCGAGUAUUGUUGACAAGUGUAUUCCAAACACAAUGUCGGCCAAAUUGCUCUGUUUUGGAGUGGUCCUGCUUCUCGCUGUUGUGGCUGUGGUGGGAAUCAUGUGUGGCAGUGGAUUGUGUACUCCCGACGCUGAUGAUGUUCCAGAAGCAGUUACAGAAGCACAGUCCAACAACAACAAUGGAAAUGAUACGCCUUCCCCAAGCAUGCCAUCUUUUCUCAUGCAAUCUGCUGCUCCUACUAAUACUCUCAUUCUGGAAGAUGAAACACCAAUGCCCUCCAUGGCCGUUCCUCUUUCGGGCCUCUCAGAAUUUACAGAACCUUCCAUGGUCACUACUGAGCCUACUAGUGUCGAGCCACAAGCACUGGAUGAUGGAAGCGAUGCUCCCACAGUGACACCCACAGCAACCCCUCUUGCUGAUACCCUUUCGCCGUCGGUCUCGACCAAGUCCCCAUCCGAGACUCCUUCUUUUGCCACCGAUCCUCCUAGCACCAUUGCACCUAGUGCUUUGCUCCUAACGCCUGAUCCAACAGUCAUCACCGGUGCUCCAACGGCAAUGCCAUCACCCAGGGUCACAACUGGACCGCCUACCAAUGUGCCCACCAAUCAAAGACCACCUACCAAUUCACCUGCAACUGGACCACCUACUAAUCCACCCACAACUGGACCGCCUACCAAUCUACCCACUACAGCCAUUGAUGCAUCAUCUUGCAUCGCCGAUAGCGCGUGUCAAAACAAUGACAAUGUACCAUCCGUCAUGAUUUCGUCGGUAUCAUGUUUGGGAGAAAAUGCGUGUAGUGGAAACUCGGGCAACGAAUUGCAUGUCGGCGCGGGAGCUUGCAGUGCGGAAGGAACAGCAGCCACCACGGCUUGGCAAAGUCCACAAGGAAUGUCCGGCAGUUGUUCCCUCAAUACGGCCAAUGUCAAUGUGAACGACCUGGGGUGCAGUGGUAUUGGUGCUUGUUCGUACAACACCCAAGGCUUGGAUUUAUCCUUGCGGUCCUGUAGUGGCACGUAUUCCUGCUUGGAGAAUCGUGCCUCCAUGGUGGUGUGGGAAGAUGGGUGUCGAGGUGAUGGAUCGUGUUCUCAAAAUAAUAUACAUACCGAUGACGAGGACCGGCGGAUGAUUGUCAAUGUCCUCGACGAUGGUUGCGAGGGAGAAGGCGCUUGUCGAUGGGGUCAAGGAAAUGCACAAGUGUCGGGAUGUGGUGGGUUGGAAUCGUGUCAGGCAUGGAAGGUGAAUUAUACCAACUAUUUGGCUCCCACUCGAGCUGGUGGCAUUCAAUUUAUUGUGAGUAAAUUCUCGUGCACGGGCAAUUAUUCGUGCCAGAAUUUGACGGCCGAUGACGGCCUUACCAUUGGGCAAAACUCGUGCACGGGUGCCAAUUCCUGUCGCAACAUUACGACCUUUGGAAACUUUACCAUUGGCGAUGGUGCCUGUACAGAAGACAAUAGCUGUCAAGAGUGUACACGUAGCGUUCCGGAUGGUUCCAAUGACUGUGGCGGUUUGGCAAUUGCUAUUGCAACGUCAUCGCCAUCUGCAGCCCCAACAGGAGUGCCGACAAAGCAACCAACAGGCGCCGCGAUCACCUCUGAAACACUCGCACCUCAACCUACAAGAUUCAGUCCAACAGAGACCUGCCCAACUCCUCUUGCAACCAUUGCCUGCACUGCAGAGUUCGCGCCAGUACGCUGUGGUUUGAAUUCCUGUGAAUACGACAAUCAAUGUAUUGCCAUUGCGGCAGGCUAUUACCCCGCGCUGUGCUACCCAUCUGGCUGUGAGCUUCCCAGCGCUUCUGUUGCUUGUCCUUUGGUCUCAAAUCCAGUGAUUUGUGGCUUCUCAAACUGUGAAUACAGUAGUCUCUGUGUUGCUGAAGCGGCGGGUUUUCCAUCCAUUUUCUGCAACCCCGUCAGCUGUCCCCAGCCCUCGGCUGGAGUUUCUUGCAGUGAUGAAUUGGACUCCUUUGUUUGCGUGGUUGAUGGCAUUGGCUUGUGUCGAUACAACAACGGCUGUUACGCGGCCCAAGCUGGUCUUGACCCCUCUGACACAGGAGGGCAGUGUUUUAGAACCCCCUCCUUUGACUCAAACCCGACGAGCUGCCCAAUCCCAUCUGGUACAUCCUGUGACUUUGAGUAUAAACCACUGCGCUGUCUCCAAGGAGCGUGUCUCUAUGCAAACGACUGCGUAGCAUCUGCGGCGGGAUUGGAUCUCGACGAUGACUGUCAGUCAGCCAACUGUGCCUUGCCAGAUGCCAACGCAAUCUGCCCAUUAGAGUUCUCCCCGGUCUAUUGUUACCCCGAAGGCUGCCAAUACUCCAACCAAUGCACAGCCACGGCCGCAGGAUACUCGGUUGAAGCCUGCGCACCUGCAAUCUGCCCAUCUCCUGAUCCUGCCGACCAAUGUUCGAGACAAUACAACGCCCAAACCUGCGAAACGAAUGGCGUUUCCUGCUUUUACGACAACACCUGCCUCGCUGCGUCUGCUGUGGGGCCAGCCGAUUGUGUAGAGAUUGCAACACCUGAAAAUCCAUCGAGCUGUCCGCAGCCCCCUGCGUCCAUAGCUUGCACGCUCGAAUUUGAUGAGAAGAUGUGCGGAGACAUGGACUGUCGCUAUAGCAAUACCUGUCUGGCAGAGGCAGCUGGCUUUAUUUCCUCCACAGACUGUCGCAGUCCCAACUGUCCAGCUGCAGGAGGAACGGAUGAAGAAUGUGGCACCGAAAUUGAUAUCGUGCACUGUGGCCCUUACUCCUGUCCCUAUCCAAAUCGCUGUUGGAGCCGCCUCGCGGGGUGGGCUCCUGUUGAAUGCACCCCUGCUUCCUGUCCUAGUCCUCCCUCUGGCAUUGCAUGUGUCUUGGAAUAUGACCCAAUGAUCUGCUAUUCGGAAUCUCAGGCUGGUGUCCCUGGCUGUUCAUACUCCAACAGCUGCCUGGCAGAAUCAGCUGGAUACAAUCCCAGCUUUGGCGAGUGCGUUCGAGCCUCGUUGAUCGAACCAUCCCAGGAUGUGUCGUUUGAGCUGCUAGGCGGAGAAAGUGUCUGCGAGCAAGCUCCAGUGACUCUGUCAUUGGAUGAAAUCCCUGGUGUCACCAUCACGCAUGGGCUUGGUCUAGAUGAAAAUAGCGGGAAGACAACCUUCGCGGCCACAGUUGUCUAUGAAGGUCAAGCAUGGGUUGGAUUUGCAUUCAGUGAGAAUGGCAGAAUGGUAGGUUCCACUGCUGUCAUUGGUAUUCCUGCUGAAGGCAUUAGCGCCUCCAACCCUGGGAAAUAUCUCCUUGGUGGCUACAGUGUCCCACAAGUAUCAUUGAUGGAACAGCAGACAUUGCUGAGCAAGACCCUUGAACAAAACGACACCCAUACACUUCUUUCGUUCACCAAGCUUCUUGUGGAACCGGACGAGGUCGCCAUAAACACCAACGGGGACAACUUCUUUCUCGUAGCUGUCGGAAGUGGCAAUGAUCUAGCGUAUCAUGCAAGCAGGCAUUCGUUCACGGCUGGUUACGAGUGUUCGCGAUAAUGUGCAUUGGGUGGCGUCGACCUCCAUAGCCGUGUUGCACGAUAGCAAAACACAACCGAUAUUACCGCUACCGUACCACGGGUUAUGGACAACAUUAAUUAAGAGUUUGGGCUUCUGUGAUCUAUGAUUUUCACGGAAGAGCUGUGGCCGCUUCCGCCUUUCCUGCACCUCUUUUUCUAUAGUAUUGGAGUGCGCGGCGAGCUCUGUGCUGCUGCUUCGGUGGCACGGUACCAUCUUUUGAUGUGCUCAGCAUUCUUCGCUGUCUUUUGUUGGUUUGGUCUGCAAGAUUGAUACGAACGACGUAACCGUAGGUACCGUCAUCGCCCUAGGUUCAAGACAACAGUGUCAAGCGUGUGCCAUUGUCUGUCCCACAGAUUGCCUCGGCAUCGAUCUCCAAUGCGUCGUGUACGAAAACUGAAACGUAUGAAUCUUUUAAAAAGCGAAGCUCGACCUUGGAGAAGCCCUGAAUUGAUAUCAUAAUAUGCACGUGGAACAAAAAACAUGAAUGGGUGAACGCUAACAUCUCGAGUAUUGUUCGCUGAGGCUUGUCAAACUACUGAUCAUCGCAUCCCCACAAUCCGCAUCGAGCCUCUUCGACGACGCUGUGGGCAGCAAUGAAACAAGUUUCUCACGUUGAAGCAGUUGGCCUUGAAUUGCCCAGGUUCAGAACU